AUGACGAUGAACUCCUUGGCCGAGAGCUUGCUGGGCAGCCCGCCGCCUCUGGAGCCCUCCAAGGGGGCCUUCUUGGACUUUGCGGGGCCUCUUUCGCCUCAACACCAAGCCCCUCAACCACAACCCCAACAGUACUCCCUCCAAGCCUUGCACCCGCUCCAGCCCGACGGAGGCGUCUUCCCGCCUUCCUCCUCCUCCGCCUCCUCCUCGGCCUCCUACAACCGAGCCUUGGCCUACCCGGCUUAUUCCGGGGUAACUUCAGGCAGCCCCCACCACGCUUUCUACCACCACCACCACCCCCAUCCCCACCACUCCAUUGGGGCUUCCUAUUCGCCUUACCAGCAGCCCUCCAUGGGCCACCCUGGGACCAGGCUGGAGGAGAACGACCUUGAGAAAACUACCAUAAUUGAAAAUGGGGAAAUCCGCAUCAAUGGGAAGGGGAAGAAGAUUCGUAAACCACGCACCAUCUACUCAAGCCUCCAGCUUCAGGCCCUCAACCAGCGCUUCCAGCAAACUCAGUACCUGGCCUUACCUGAGCGGGCAGAGUUAGCAGCACAGCUGGGCUUGACACAAACCCAGGUCAAGAUCUGGUUCCAGAACAAACGUUCCAAGUUCAAAAAGAUUAUGAAGCAGGGCUCCAGCAUACAAGAUGAUCACCUCCACAAUUCCUCAUCUUUGUCUCCCUGUUCCCCUAAUGUACCCCCACUCUGGGACAUCCCCAUGGCAUGCAAAGGAACUCCCCUUCCCCCUAACAGCUAUAUCAAUAGCUUUGCACCUUGGUACCACCAGCCCCAGCACCAGGACACCAUGGGGAGGCCUCCAGUGAUGUGACAAAGGUAGACAUUGUAGCUUGGGUGCAUAUGUUGUGUCUCUUCCUCUGAAGCUCUGAUCAGGACCCCAACACAGGACAAUGGGGGAUGUGAAUGGAGGGAUGGUAUUUCUGAAGGAAUCACCAGCACUUCUCUCUUGAUGAGAAGCUCUCUGGCAUCAGAUGACUUAAAAUGUGGAGAUUGACUUCUGCAAUCGGUUCAAGGACCAACUUCAACAGCAGUGGCAGAACGUUUGAUGUGGAGAUAAGGAAAGACGUAGAUAAUCGCUCCCUUAAAGUUGACAUCAGAACUCCAUUCCAAGUGGUAUCACUUCAUCUGGGAUUUACAAGAGUCAUGUCUAUGCUCUUCUUCCAUGACAUAGUACUGUGCUGGCUCUCAUUGUGUUAGGUAGUUGCCACAACUUUGGCUUGGUUUCAGUGCCUUAAACAGUUUUGACACUAGUCAUCAAAUAAACAGGUUACAUUUUUCUAAGAUGGAGUUUCAGAUAGGGAUAGGAAGGCUUUUUUUUUGUAUUUCUGCCUGUCACACAGCUGCUAAAGACAGGGGAGAAAUGGGUUUCCCCCCCUCCCACAGCAAACCCAAUUUGUGUGGCAGGGAACUACAUAGAAUUUUGUAUCAGACAGAUAUAGGGGUGGAGGAUACAGAACUGGAUGGAAAUGCAAGAAAGAAAACAGACAUGAAGGGACGUGGGGAUGAUUUGUGUGCUUCUACAGUUGUUGUUGGACUCUAGGUCCCAUGAGCCCAAGCCAGGGCUAAUAGGAACUGGAAUCCAUAGUAUCCACAGGGCCACAGUUCCUCACAUCUGCUCAGUGACAUGCCUUCAAUAUGGGUGGGGCAGAAAUUACUUGUUAACCUGAAGAAAAUGCUAUCUCUUCUCAUGGGGUUAAAACUGGCAAGAAUUUUACCCAGUGGAUUCAAUAUACUCCUGCCUACAAAAAAAGGAGAGAUUAUAGUUGUA
Sceloporus undulatus (fence lizard) is the source of this 1788-nucleotide messenger RNA. It is a transcript of the gene DLX4, whose product is annotated as distal-less homeobox 4. Bases 1 to 831 code for a protein of 276 amino acids. The record is from RefSeq and is a predicted model, not a curated record. Lineage: Eukaryota; Metazoa; Chordata; Lepidosauria; Squamata; Phrynosomatidae. Gene Ontology annotation, molecular function: RNA polymerase II cis-regulatory region sequence-specific DNA binding; DNA-binding transcription factor activity, RNA polymerase II-specific. The transcript has 3 exons. Gene Ontology annotation, biological process: negative regulation of transcription by RNA polymerase II; cell differentiation; embryo development.